Scomber scombrus (Atlantic mackerel) is the source of this 1573-nucleotide messenger RNA. RefSeq names its product HAUS augmin-like complex, subunit 4 (gene haus4). Gene Ontology annotation, biological process: spindle assembly; centrosome cycle. The coding region runs from base 87 to 1196 and encodes 369 amino acids. NCBI's taxonomy places the organism in Eukaryota, Metazoa, Chordata, Actinopteri, Scombriformes, Scombridae. Gene Ontology annotation, molecular function: microtubule minus-end binding. Gene Ontology annotation, cellular component: HAUS complex. The record is from RefSeq and is a predicted model, not a curated record. The transcript has 9 exons.
UCCUUUCUGUUAGCGAGAAAAGUAAACUGACUAAACUGACUAAAUUGACAACUUUCUAGGUUAAUAAGGAGUAUCAUUUAGUCGAAAUGUCUGCUGGUGCAGAGUCUACAAACGUUUCAUCGCUUGGGAAGGGAGACAGUUUGCAUCAACAGGUUCUGGCCUCAUUCCCAUUGUGUGACAUGACAGAGGAGGACCUGACACAGAACCCUCAGUUGUGUAAACUCCUGGCCACCCUGGCGCAACAUGUGGACCAAACUGGACUCACUGUCUCAUUGAAAACAGAGCUGGAAAAGGCUGAGCAGAGACUGCAGAGCCAGAGGCGUCUCUGGCUGCGAUCUGAGAGCCUCCACAAAGGCCUGCAGGAAAUGAUCCAGGACCACUGUGUCAGGAAACAACAUGCCACUGUACCGCCUGACCAGAACAUGUUUUACGCGACGAUGGAGAAGUGUCUCCUGGUGGCUCAGUGUGUCAAACAGCUGGAUCCAAGUAGCACCACCGACCAGGACCAGCCCUCUAUCCUGGGCCUGAACCCCCAUCAGGUGAUGGAGCUCAUGCCAUUGGAGAAGAAUGUGAAAAGAAUGAAACAGAGUCUACCCAGAGAGCUGGAGAAACAUCUCAAGAAAAAGUGUCUGAGCCUCCUCUCCUACUACCAACCUGAAUGUGAGAAUGAAAGUGAGGGUCUGAAGAACAGCAAGUUGUCUCAUCUGUCUUCCCUACUGGACAAAGAGAAGAAAAGAGCGGAGAGUUUAAAAGAGACCUGUCGGGAAAACACAGUUCUCCUGCAAAGACAGGCGCAGCUCUACCUCUCUGAGCUGCUUAAAUGCAUUCAGCUUCUGCAGUCUCUCAUCCUGGACCACAGGCUGAGGAUCCAGUCAGACUUGGACAGGAAGAAGUUGGAUUACUCUGAAAGCAAAUGUGAAUUAGUCAUACAGAAGAUCAAGACUGAGAUGGUGGAAAUCCAGCUGGACACAUACACAGCCGACGCAAUACCUGCUCAUAAAAAAAUAAGGGGGAUACUGGAGUCUGAGCUAAAAGCCUGCCAGGUGGAGAAGCAGUCUACAGAGUUAAAACUAGCCUCCUUUGAGAUUUUGGGAAAGGAGUUUGAGGCCCUCGCUGAGGAGUACAGCAAAUUAAGGCAGGAGAUCGAAGUGAAAAACUGGGCUAUGAAGGAACUCACCAUGUACAAUAACAAAUGAAGAUCAUAUCUGAUGUAGAAGCCAGCCGGUCCCUUUUCUCAGUGUGUGAUGGCUCACAGUGAUAUGCUGGCAUUUGGAUAGUAACUAUGUAGCACAUUCAGCAGAGAGAGAGGGCUAACUGAACGCUCCUCUUAAGAGUUCAUAACUUUAACAUGCUUAAAUCACUUCAAUAUCAUCGCCAUGGUAAUCAGCAUUUCUGCUCUCCUCGUUUUGUUUAAACAAGAACCUGUUUAGGAUCAAGGUUCUUUUGUAGUAUUUACAGUACAUUUGCAUCUUAAGAUGAGGAGUGGCGGUCAACUUUAGCUAUCUUGCGUGUGGCUACAUGCUCAAUUUGAAUUUCUUUCUAGGUAAGAUUAAAGAGGUGAGGAUCAUUUUAU